CGCAUGCCGGUGCAUGGAGACUCAGCACGCAGCUUGGGAAAGGAGGCACAAAUGUUGAUAAAUUCACACCUUGCUCUCUCACUGGCUCUUCUCCGCUUCCACAUUAAAAAUUGUCCUUUCUCUCUUAAAGACACAGGCACGAGUCCAUUGGCUGAAAAUAUACGACGGUCUUUCCGAUGGACAGCGACAACAAGAAUGAAGGCUGACAGGGCGGGAGCCCCUGGUCUUCCUGCCGGGCCCCUUCUCCAGCGAGCCGGCAACGGGCAAGGCCCACCUGAAGCAGUGCGAGCAGAUGGCGCUCUCCCGGCGGCAGAAGAGGCUGUGCCGACGCGAGCCCGGCCUGGCCGAGACGCUGCGCGAGUCAGUGCGCCUCAGCCUGCUCGAGUGUCGCUACCAGUUUCGCAACGAGCGCUGGAACUGCAGCCUCGAUGGCCGGGGGAGCCUUCUGAAGAGAGCCUUCAAAGAGACUGCUUUUCUCCUGGCCGUGUCGUCGGCGGCGCUGACCCACGCCCUCGCCAAGGCGUGCAGCUCGGGCCGCAUGGAGCGCUGCACCUGUGACGACUCACCCGGCAUUCAGCACCGGGAGGCGUGGCAGUGGGGGGUAUGUGGCGACAACCUCAAGUACAGCACCAAGUUUCUCAAGAGGUUCCUGAGCCAGAAAAGAGUCAGCAAGGACCUGAGAGCUCAAGUGGAUGCCCACAAUGUCAAUGUGGGAAUUCGGGCGGUAAAGAGCGGCCUGAAGACCACCUGCAAGUGUCACGGGGUUUCCGGCUCUUGCGCCGUACGGACUUGCUGGAAGCAGCUGUCUCCGUUCCACGACACGGGCCGGCUGCUCAAGUACCGCUACGACACAGCCACGCGGGUCCUGAGCGUCACAAAUGCAGCCGCCGGCGAAAGCGAGUCGGCGGGACCGCGUCGCCACGGCCAAAGCCUUCGUAGUGCCAACCUGGUCUACCUGGAGGAGUCGCCCAGCUUUUGCCGGGCCUCACGCUACUCAGCGGGCACCGGCGGACGCUCGUGCGCUAAGGACACCGGCUGCCAGAACUUGUGCUGCGGACGCGGCUACAACACGGCCGUGCGCCUCACCAGCCUUUCCUGCCACUGCCAAGUGCGCUGGUGUUGCCACGUGGAGUGCCAGACGUGCGUCCGUGAGGAGGAGGUGUACACGUGCAAGAGUACGUAGACCUGGUGGCAAACUCCGAUCCCCUGGGAACAUGGCAGAAACUGAUCGGGCUAGCCGCACGUAGCUGCUGAACUUGCCGGCGGACAAAAAAGUAUUCUGUCAAGGCGCACUUUGGAACGUGCUCUUGCUUUCAAAACAUGGAUCAGAUUGAAUCGUUCUGAGAACAGAGCUCGGUGCAAUGCGGAAACCUUAGAAUCGAGUGAAAAACGCAAGAACACUAGGGCAAUUUUUGUUGCUUUUUAAAAAGCUAAGUUUGUUUUUUUCCACUUCUCAUUGCGGGAUAUACUUGCAAGUUUUUGUACUGAUGUCGCUAUCUAUUGGUUUGGGUUAGCAGUCAGGGCCGGCCCAGGCCAUUUGGGGGCCCUAAGCAAAAUAAUGCCAAGGGGCCCAUAUUUUUGGCACACCAUUUCGUCACAGUGUACUGUGAAACCCAUACAUGCAAUCCAACCCAUACGUCCAUAUUUUGUAUAUUAAUCAGAUUUCGUUGCACUGCAUACUUCAAACUUCUCACCCCAAAUGAUUUUCAGUACUUACAGCAGAUAGUGCCAAACCUUUUUCUAAAAGAGGUAAAGAAGUUAAGGAAGAACUUUUAUUUUUUAAGCUUGAAAUAAAAUAUCAAAACACACAAAAGUCAAAUAAAGCAAACUGUAGUAAACAAAAUAGAAUAUGAAUUAAACAACUGCCAGAUUGGGGGGGCCCCCUAGUGGUCAGGGGCCCUAAGCAGCUGCAUUAUCUGCGUAUAGGCUGGGCCGGCCGUGGGUUAGCUAACACAACUGCUUUCUUAGACUGCUCUUUGGUUGUUGUUGUUUUUUUAUCUUAUUUUGUAUCCCAAUGGUACAUCACGCCGGUUAAUACAUUUUAGAGCUCAUCAACCUGUUUUCAUAAAGUGUGUUAUGCUCAGUUUAGUCACUCAGACACAACAAGUUGAAAUUUUUCAACUUCACACUCCAGUGUUCUUCAAUAUCGCUUUAUGGUUUAUAUUCAUACCAGUUUCUUAAACUAAAACAAGUACCGUCAAGUUCAAUCUUCCACGAUUCUGUGAUCAUUUCCCUAAAGUUUUUGAUCUAAAUAUUACAUCACACGAACAUGACACUACAUUUCAUGACCAAUAACAGCAUUUGAUAAACUUUUCAUGAACACUUUUGACUUAUUUCAUCCAUUUUUUUUUUCACAUAAACUUCACCAUCAGUUGACGCGCCUUGAGGCCGAUCCGCAGCUUAGAAAAACUUCAAAUAUUUUUAAAACCAAAGCAGCUAGCGAUCUAAAACCAAAACAGGCACCUCCCUAAGGCAUAUGUGAGUCUCCAUGAGCAGUGACAUAAAAAAAUUCAAAGUCGAUCCCUAAUAAAAUCCCAAUCAUUUAUUUAAUGCAAGUACAACAAAACAUAAAAUGGCUAUAAAAUUCUCAAAUAUGACGCUAGAUGCACAAAAAUCCCCAAAUCCAGAGAUAAUUACCUAUAUUUACAGAAUCAAUAGCCAUAUUUAACAUACCGUAAUUUUCAGACUAUAAGCCGCUACUUUUUUCCUUCAUUUUGAUUCCUGCGGCUUAUAGUCCAGUGCGGCUUAUUUGUUGAUUUAUUUGGGAUAAUAGGGAACACUUUAUUUGAAAGCAGUGUCAUAAGACUGUCAUAAGACCGUCAUAAUUAUGACAUAAUACUAGGGCUGCAGCUAUCGAUUAUUUUAGUAGUCAAUUAAUCGAUGAAUAUUUAGUUCGAAUAAUCGAGUAAUCGGAUAUGGAACAUAAAAAUUAAAAUACCUGAAACGGUAUUAAAAAUAAAUAUAUAAAUGAGGAUCUAUGUACAACAACAAAAAAAUUGGCUAACUUACAUAGUAAAAGUCCGCUAGCUUAAAUGCUAUAAAAUGCUAACUUUUUUUUUUUUUUUACAACGGUCUUAUCAAAUGGUUCAGACACUUAUUCCCACAAAAAAAUGGCUAAAUAUACUUAUAAACUAAAAUAUGAAUGCGUUAAAAAAAAAAAAAACUAGCACAAACAAAAACUUAGCUUAGGUUGGUAUUAACAGGGAGCAGCUGGAUUCAGCCAUGUGAAAUGAGGCAGACUAGAGGGCAGUGGAUCCAAAUCAAUACAGCUAAAUGCAACCACUUUCAAAACAAAGCAUUACAAGGCCACUUUAAUUAAACGAAUACUCGAAGCGGCAAAACUUUAAUUCGAAUCUUUUUUUCCAAUCGAAUACUCGAGUUAAUCGAUUAAUCGUUGCAGGACUACAUAAUACUAUCAUGGGCAAUACUGAUUCCUUAUGCAAAUCAUUUCACUAACUCCAUUUAUGUCCAGCUCGGAUCUUUUACAUCCAUUCAAAGGCGAGAUAAUUUGCCGGAUAUCACCAAAUGACAUCUGUUACAAGCAUUCAUUAUUGCUCAUGACAGUGUCAUGUCAUGAUUAUGACUGUCUAAUGACAGUUUUAUGGCGCCGCUGUCAAAUAAAGUGUUCCCAAAUACUAUAACUAGCAAUUAAUAAAACAACUGGAACAGUAACUGAAAAAAUAAUUAGCACAGAACAUGAAUUUUGUUUGUCAUUUACAUCUGUAGCGCUGCAAUGCAUGCUAGGAGGCAUGUUGAACAACAACAGCAUUGACAGCAGGUGGCAGCAAAGGUUGACUUUCUCCCCCAAGGGAGUAGUGAUGGCCAAAUGAAGCUUCUUGAAGCAAUGAAGCUUUGCAGCCUUUGGUUCAAAGCUUCAUGGUGGUUCAUUUUGUCUUAUGACAGACACUUAUAAUACAGUGAGGACAGCUGCGGCUUAUAUUCCAGUGCGGCUCAUCUAUAAACAAAUGCUGUUUUUGAGUCAAAUUUUUUUGAGCAGCUAUAAAUCACUCAAUUUUCACAUCAGAAACUUAAUACAUGAGGAAAGCAUGCAGAAUCACUCUAAUUUUACUCAACAAACGCAAAAUCAGCAUUUUUCUAUAUACAAUCACAACUUAUUUAGGUGGAAUUCCGAUGUUACUAUUGCUUUAGCACGUCUUGCCGGCUGUCUGGCCCUCGUUGUUUUUAGAUUGAAGUGUUACAUAAAAUAAAACACUCAAAAGGCGAAUUUUUUCGUAUGGAUGCAGAAAUGUCUAAAUUACUACUUUUUUGCCAAAAAAACGGGCAGUUGGCCGAAAAUUAUCUGAUCAUUUGAAUGUAAAGUUACGCUACUGUUUAUGAAUGGGGGCAUCACAAAACGAAGAGCUUUUUAAAUUGAAAAUUCUUGUAAAUAUAUGCGUACAUCCUCCAAUUUCGAUAGAUAUGAACAUAAAACAGUCUAGAUUCUUGGUUAAAAGCACAAAAACGAGCAGUUAUCAGUUCAUUUUACGUAAAUAUUUCAAAUUAGUUCCGCUAUUGUGUCAUAAAACGAAGAGCUUUUUAAGUUGAAAAUUCUUGUAAAUAAAUGCGUAAAUCCCAGAAUUUCUAUAGAUACAAUGUGAUGAAAAAGUAUCUGAACAUUUAGGAAUUUCUUGUGAUCUGAUCUUUGUCAAAAUCACACAGAUGAAAAAACAGUGUCUGCUUUAACUAAAACCACCCAAACAUUUAUAGGUUUUCAUAUUUUAAUGUGGAUAGUAUUCAAACGAUGACAGACAGGGGAAAAAUAAGUAAGUGAACCAUCACAUUUAAUAUUCUGUGCCCCCCCCCCCCCCUUUGGCAGCAAUAACUUCAACCAGACGCUUCCUGUAGCUGCAGAUCAGUCUGGCACAUCGAUCAGGACUUAUCUUGUCCCUUUCUUCUCUACAAAACUGCUUUCAUUCAGUCAUAUUCCUGGGAUUUCUGGCAUGAAUCACUGUCUUUAGGUCAUGCCACAGUAUCUCAAUGGGGUUCAAGCCUGGACUUUGACUUGGCCACUCCAGAACGUGUAUUUUGUUCUUCUAAAACCAUUCUGAAGUUGAUUAUUUCUUGUGUUUUGGAUCAUUGUCUUGUUGCUGCAUCCAUCCUCUUUUUAGGUUCAACUGUCUGACUGACAGCCUCAGGUUUUCCUGCAAAAUAUCCUGAUAAACUUUUGAAAUAAUUCUUCCAUUAAUGAUAGCAAGUUCUCCAGGCCUUAAGGUAACAAAGCACCCCCAAAUCAUGAUGCUCCCUUCACCGUGCUUCACGGUGGGGAUGAGGUGUUGAUGUUGGUGCCAGUGAUUUCUAAGUCUUUAGCAGACACUCUAAGGUUCUUUUUUUACCUCUAUGAGUAUUCUGCGCUGAACUCUUGGCGUUAUCUUUGGUGGACAGGCACUCCUUGGGAGAGAAGCAACAAUGCCAAACUCUCUCCAUUUCUAGACAACUUCUCUGCCUGUCGAUUGAUGAACAUCCAGACCUUUAGAGAUGGUUUUGUAGCUUUUACCAGCUUUAUACAAAUCAACAAUCCUUGAUCACAGGUCUUCACACAGCUCUUGUGACCGAGCCAUGAUGCACAUCAGACAAUGCUUUUCAACAAGACAAUUCUUACCAGGUGUGUGUUUUAUAGUGGGCCACGCAGCUUUAAACCACUCAUCAGUGAUUGGGCACACAGCUGACAUAAAUUGUUUGGUAAAAAUUAGUUUCUAUUGCUCUUUAAGUCUCCUUAGGCAGACACUGUUUUUACACCUGUGUGAUUUUGUCAUAGAUCAGAUCUCAUUUGAUGGUGAUAUUCUGCAGGAAUGUGAGAAAUUCCAUUAGGUUCAGAUACUUUUUCGUACCACUGUAUGAACAUAAAACAGUUUAGAUUCUUAGUUAAAAGCAAAAAAAAAAAAAAAAAAAAAGGGUCGUUAUCAUUAAUUUUAUGGAAUUAUUUCUAGCUAGUUGCGCUAAUUUUUCCAUUCACUUUUCAUUAAUUUUCAUUCAUUUUUUUCACAACGUUUCAAAAUACAUGCAUGGUGCUAUUUCAUACAACAAUUACCUUGAAUCCUCGACCAAAUCAAUUUUAAGACACUCCUGUCUGCUUGUAUGCAGUACAACUUUCGUCUUUUUUCCACCUAAAUCCGCCAUUUGAACGCAGCGUUUGAGUUUAUCACACGCUCUGCCUGGGUCGGCCCCCUCCGGGAAGGCGAGGCGCAAUGUCUGUAGGAGCUGUCUAGUCAACUGAUGGUGAAGUCUAGAUUUUUUUUUCAUUUUAAUUUUUCCUUUGUGCUGAAUGCACUGAAAAUUUCCAAAGAGCAUUUCAAACAGGUACUGGACAUUAUUAAGUGCAUCUGUUCUACUGCUGCUGCUUUUUGCAAUUGUAUUCGUCUACGGCUUGCAUAACGCUAGCGUGUCUGGAAAUUGGGGUCAUGUCACAACAAACUGCCAAUGAUAAAACACAUAGGUUGUUACAUAAACAUAUUCCUAAUCUCUAUCUACCAGAUUCGCACUUUUGCAGUUUCCACUAAAUUCUUGUGCUUAAAAAACAUUGGCCCACUAGCUUCCUUUCGUUAGCUUCCACUAGCUUCCGUUAGCUAGCUAGUAAUAGGGUGAGUUAUCAACCACGUGCCAGUGAUGCCCUCAUUUCCAGACACGCCCUCGUCUUGCAAGCCACAGACAGACUUUACUAACUUUUUGUGUUUUAUGCUGUCUCAUCUGCUGUAUUAAAAAAAAAAAAAAAGCCAACUCAUUAGUUGCCAUUGACAACGCUAGACGGCCAAUGCAUUUGAUGCAUUCAAAUGGAUUGGAUGUCUAUUCAAUUCAUGGCAGAAACAUGAAAAGACCUUUCAUCGCCCUUACAAAAAUGGCCUCAGGGCGGCCAUGUUGGUAGGGGCAAUGUUCCCGUCAAAGUCGAUGCCUUGACAAUAAAAUGAAUUCAUAACUAGCAUAUUUCUCAACCAGUUUUUAAAAGAUUUUAUCCAGUGGCUGCCAUUGACUAUGCUAGACGUCCAGUCCAUUUGAAAUUGGAGGUUAGGCAGCUAAUGAACGAUCGCUGUCAACUAGGGUUGUUCCGAUCAUGUUUUUUUGCUCCCGAUCCGA
Molecule: messenger RNA, 7068 nt
Organism: Corythoichthys intestinalis (scribbled pipefish)
Lineage: Eukaryota; Metazoa; Chordata; Actinopteri; Syngnathiformes; Syngnathidae
Gene: wnt9b
Product: wingless-type MMTV integration site family, member 9B
Exons: 4
Coding region: 293-1183 (296 amino acids)
Biological process (GO): multicellular organism development; cell fate commitment; neuron differentiation
Cellular component (GO): extracellular region
Molecular function (GO): frizzled binding; cytokine activity
Source: RefSeq, a predicted model, not a curated record